AUGCGAAUGCCGGAGUUCACGCCGGCUGACCCUGAACUGUGGUUCAGUAUCGUCGACCGUAGUUUCCAAGCCGCCGGGAUAACGGUCGACGCGACAAAGUUCGGGUACGCGUUGACAUCCAUCGGCCCGCGGUACACGACCGAGGUACGCGACAUUAUAAUGAAUCCGCCCGCGGAACGGGCGUACGAAACGCUGAAGGCAGAGCUGGUCAAGCGGCUUAGCUUGUCGCAGGAGCACAAGACCCGUAGACUCCUCGAGCACGAGGAAAUAGGCGAUCGAAAACCGUCGCAAUUUUUGAGGCAUAUUCGCGGCCUCGCUGGGAACGUCGUCGGCGACCAGGUGUUGCGAACGAUUUGGCUGAGUCGUUUGCCGGCGUACAUCCAGCCGCAUUUAGUGACGUGCACAGCAGAUACGCCCGAACAAUUAGCGGAUAUCGCGGAUGCAAUAGUCGAGGCGACUCGGGCGCCAGCGUUUCAGGUGGCAGAGACGACCAGAUAUCCCGGGCCUCAGGGCCAGAGCACGAAUGACUCUGCUUCGAUUGAAGCAAAGAUAGAAAUACGGUUAGCACAGAUGCAAUUGGCGAUGCAGCAGGAGAUAUCGGAGCAGUUGACGGCCAUUCGCAGAUCAAUCGAAGCGAUUAGCGGCGAUUUUCGCGAUGACGAUCGGCGCCGUUUGCGUUCGCGUUCGCGUUCGCGUUCGCGUCCGCGUUCGCGCCAGAGUGCGCGAUCGGGAAGCCGUGAUCCUCCAGCAAGCGGUAUAUGCUGGUAUCACUGGAAAUUCGGAUCAAAUGCCCGGCACUGUAGGGCACCUUGCUCGAUGCAACAGCAGGAAAAUGCGGUGGCCGGUCGCUAG
Messenger RNA from Vollenhovia emeryi, 852 nucleotides. RefSeq lists its product as uncharacterized. The record is from RefSeq and is a predicted model, not a curated record. Lineage: Eukaryota; Metazoa; Arthropoda; Insecta; Hymenoptera; Formicidae. The transcript has a single exon. The coding region runs from base 1 to 852 and encodes 283 amino acids.